Messenger RNA from Physcomitrium patens, 1325 nucleotides. RefSeq lists its product as uncharacterized. NCBI's taxonomy places the organism in Eukaryota, Viridiplantae, Streptophyta, Bryopsida, Funariales, Funariaceae. The record is from RefSeq and is a predicted model, not a curated record.
GCUAUGGCAGAAUCCGAACACGGUUUCUGGCAGCCUUCAUCAGCGUGGUCUCGCAUGACCAUCCCCACCAGCAGGCCUACGCAGUCUUUUAUACAUUCGCAGACUUAACUGCUAUUGUGUCGCGGGAAAUUAUGAUAUUCUAGAGAAUGGGCUUUGAGAUUCUGUCUUUGAGUGGAUGUCUCUGUGGUCGUAAAAUCUGCUGAAGCAGUGUGUGAGACAGUGCUUGGUAGUGUUAGAGAAGGAAGAUACGUGGAUACCGACAAUGGCAGCCGCAGGCGCCGCGGUGGAUGAUCCAUACUUGCUGCAAGCAAACCUGGACAACACCAUGAGCAAGAUCAUGGAUAUGGAAGAGCAGAUCGAGCGGCAGGAGGAAGAAGUUGCGAGACUGGAAAUGCUCGUCAACGACAGUGACAGGUUUCACGACAUAGAAUCCGAAUUGGAAAGAGCCUCCGGAUUGAAGGUACUAACUGUGGGCAGUAAUUUUCUGAAAAUUCGGAUAACAACUCACAUACCUACUAUGGAAGCGUUGAGCUGGAACCAUGAUGGCAAAUACGAGCAUGAACUCAUCAUCACCUUCGACACGACUGCAAUGACUAUUGAAGCAGUGCAGCUAUCUCCAGAAGAUGUACCUUACGAGGACCUCUUUGUUGAAGCUAAGGCUCUGAGUGCCCUUCUUGAGGCUCCAUUGUUGACGAGUGGGGGAGAAGGAUGGAGCAGACAGAUCCCUAGUCUGAUCACCAGAGUACGUCAUCGAAUUUAUGCGAAUGUUCUGAAGAGUGCGACACUUGCAGCAUCUGUUAAGGAUCCUAGGUACAAGCUGAAGUAUCUGCCGGAAGAGAAUCUUAUUAUAGCUACUCUUCCAGGACCUGUUACAGCGAGUAUAGAAGCUCCUCAUGGAUGGCCCAUGCCUGGGUUCACCCUGCACUUGAAGUCGCUCAUUGCAUCAUCCAAAGCCCGUGACUUGAAGCCUGCAGGCAUUCUCGAACAAUGCGUGGAAGUUGCAAAUUCAAGUCCGGAGUCCUCAAGGUUGGAUGUGAUGCAGUUUCUGCAAGCCAUUGAGAUCAUUCUUUCUGGGAAAAGAAAGGAAGCCUCUAAGCAAUAUGAACAAAGUACAGUCAAACUGUAGUGACGAGGAAACAGGUGCAUGCUUCUUUGUAGGAAGGGAAUGUUAAGUACGGAGAAUUUGUGGAUGGAACCAUCAGCUUUAGAACGAGAUGUAAUUUUGGAACCGGAUGGUUGUAAGUGAGACAACCCAAGUUGUGAGAUGAGGUUUCAGUUGUAUUGUUGAUGAUGUUUUGAACGCGAACUGUAGGAGAACACCUGAA